CACAUUUGAGUUGAUCUCCACCAACCAAAUAAAUAAUUACGAAGGGGACCAAAUCUCCAAUAUAAAUAACCAUUACUAUUAUCUUUCCAUUCAAUAGUAUCCCAUUACAAAAAAACCGUCACCCUAAUCCUUUGCCUUAAUAUUUCAUCUAAUUCACCACACGACAUGGCUCCUUCUCUUCAACAACCAAUUCCAUCUGCAGCAAUAACCACCGAUGCAUCAUCGGACGUUACCAUCACUGGAAAGAUAUACACACGAGUUCGUCUUGCUACGAAAUUUGAUCUGUCCCAUAUAUACAAAUUGUUUUACCAAAUCCAUGUAUACCAUAACUAUACUCAUUUAUACAAAGCUACUGAGUCCUCCUUAGAGGGCUUGCUUUUUAAAGAAAAUCCUCUUCCACUUUUCUAUGGGCCAUCCGUACUUCUACUUGAAGUCUCCCCAACCCCUUUUGACGAACCCACAAACGAAGGGUUUAAGCCUGUCCUUACAACGUUCGACCUUAAAUUCUCUGUGGUGGAAGGACAAGUUGAGGAAUUCAGAUCCAAAUAUGAUGAUAAGAGUGAUGUUUACAUCGCGGGAUAUGCUUUCUUUUACGCUAAUUAUUCGUGCUUCUAUGACAAGCCUGGGUUCUAUUUUGAGAGUCUUUACUUCAGGGAGAGUUAUAGGAAGUUGGGAAUGGGGAGCUUAUUGUUUGGGACAGUUGCAUCCAUUGCUGCUAACAAUGGGUUUGUAUCGGUAGAGGGAAUAAUCGCAGUUUGGAAUAAGAAGGCAUAUGAUCUUUACAUAAAUAUGGGAGGUGAAAUAUUUGAUGAGUUCAGGUAUGGCAAAUUGCAUGGUGAAAACCUUCAAAAGUACGCUCAUAACAAGGACAAAAAUGACGAAGAAAGCUGUUAGCUAUUGUGAAAGUUUAAUUCAUACAUUUCUAUUUGUAAUUUUGUAAAAGCAGGAUGCUGAUCAUCAUUUAUCAGUCUGUAUUUGAAAAUUUUAAAUUGAUUAUCACAUUAAAAUAAUCUCUAUGAUUCAUUUAAUUAAAAUAAUCUCUAUGAUACAUUUAAUUUUAUGUGACACAAAGGAAAAUCGCGGAAGAGAGAGUAUAUUUUGUCAAAACCUAUUGUAAAGUCCAAAGUUCAUACGUAAGUCGUAAUGACGUCCAUACUCAUAUUCUUAUCCAAUUCAAUACACACAAAUGUCUCUAUUU
Messenger RNA from Solanum pennellii, 1198 nucleotides. Its product is annotated as tyramine N-feruloyltransferase 4/11-like. The transcript has a single exon. The record is from RefSeq and is a predicted model, not a curated record. Gene Ontology annotation, molecular function: N-acetyltransferase activity. Bases 166 to 894 code for a protein of 242 amino acids. NCBI's taxonomy places the organism in Eukaryota, Viridiplantae, Streptophyta, Magnoliopsida, Solanales, Solanaceae.